UGGAACCUCCCUUCAGGAAGUUCAGCUAGGUUGCACAGGACAUGACAUUUUCACAGCUUUGUACAAUGUAAUUAGGUUGAUGUACAUUUUAGGUGUGAAACAAGCCUCUGUUUCAAAGCUAUUGAGAACCAUGGUGUAGUUUGCCAUGAAUUCACUGAGACACAGUGAAAGUCCUAAAUAAUCAAUGAGCUCCAUUUUUAUUGUGGUACGCUGAGGCCUGGUCUACACUUAGAAAUAAGAUCAGCAUAACUUCCUCAUCCAUGGCUGUGAACACUUUUGUGCCAUGAAUGCUGUAGUUAAGUUGAUCUAAUCCCUGGUGCAAACAAAGCUACCUGCUCUGUCUUGGAGGGUUUGAUUAACUAGGUAGAUGGAAAAGCCUCUUUCAUCAGCAUAAGAAGCAUCUACACUACGGUGCUACUGCAUGAUAGUCCAAGAGAGGGUUAAUGAUAGAAGCCAUUGUUGUCUGUGAAUUAGGUAGCCGCUUGAAAUGUACGUUUCAAUUUUGAUUGCACUUUCUCAAUUGCAUUUAACAGUGUCCCUGCUGGUUCUUCAUUCAGCAUCUGUGCAGCCACGUUCUAUUGAUGGCCUGUUGUGAUUUCAAUGGAACAUCAUGGGAUGUACCUGGCACGUCAGGCAGCACUGGAUGGAGGUGCCUUUAGCCCAAUGUACCUGGAAUGGUGGUAAAGCGAAGGUGAGAGGAAGAGAAGUUGGAGAUGGAACUGCCAAAUCAUGCCAAACAACUGCUACUGCAGCUGAACCAGCAACGAGCCAAAGGUUUCCUCUGUGACGUGAUUAUUGUGGUAGAAAAUGCCCUGUUUCGUGCCCACAAGAACAUCCUGGCAGCCAGCAGCAUGUAUUUCAAAUCCCUCGUCCUGCAUGACAACCUAAUUAACUUAGACACGGACAUGGUGAACCCCACUGUGUUCCGACAGAUCUUAGACUUUAUUUAUACUGGGAAGCUCUUAACGACUGACCAGCCUGGUGAACAGAACUUUAAUGCUCUUCUCACCGCAGCAAGCUACCUCCAACUGCACGACCUUGCAGCUCUCUGCAGGAAGAAGCUGAAGCGGAAUGGGAGGUCUUUCUCUGGCAGGGCCGGUGGGCCCAGUAUCGGGAGACCUCCCAGGAGUCAGAGGCUUUCUACCACUUCAGUCAUCCAAACUCGUUAUUCAGGGUCAACUGAGGGGAUGAAGGGCUCACACUCAAAGGAGCUGCCAAAGGGAAAGGUCUCUGACGAUGAGAUCUUCAUCGGCAGCUCUAACCAAGAGAACUCUCACUCCUUAAGCCGGGGAGCCAACAAGAACGGUAGUGGUGGUGGCAGUGCAAAUGGAAGCAAUGGUGACCAGGAGCUUGGCCUUGACUUGUCCAAAAAAAGCCCAUCGCUCCCCAUGGCAGCCUCCCAGGAUGACACGCAGCUCAGCGAAAGCCAGCAUGGCUCUCCCCAAUCUGCCUCAGCCCCUGCAGCCAACAGUGCCUCAUCUUUCGACGAGUCUGCCGCCGGAGCCCCCCACAGUGCAGCAGACAGCAGUGAACCCAUGGAGAUGGACAUGAACGAGGAGACUCACUCCCUGGCGGAGAGUGGCCAGCGCAAGAGCCUCCGGCACGCUGCACGCAAAAAGGAGUGGAUCAAGAAAGACAACGCUUUUGACCGGAAUGAGGGGAUCAAAGGUGGCGAGGAAAGCGAGGGGCUGCCCAAUGGCAUCCUGAUGGGUCCCUUGUCCAAGUCGGCCGAGCGGAACCUAAGCAACGCCUAUGGCCCGGAGCAGGCAUUCCAGUGUAGAGAGGAGAUUGAAAAUGGCAAGGAGAUGAGUGAUGACAGUGGCCAGAGUGUGUGUGAAAGCGGUGGGCACACCAGUGCCAACUACGUUUACCGGCAGGAGGGGUUUGAGCCUGUGGCCUAUGGUGACAACCUGUACGUCUGCAUCCCCUGUGGCAAGGGCUUCCCUAGCUCUGAGCAGCUUAAUGCCCACGUGGAGACGCACACCGAGGAAGACCUCUACAUCAAGGAGGAAGGCACAUAUGAUGAUAAGGAGGAAGCCGAGGAUUUGUCCAACCCUAACCAGCCCUACGCUGCAGAGUCCCGGCCCUUUAAAUGCUCCAUAUGUGAAAAGAGCUACAAGGAUCCGGCCACUCUGCGGCAGCACGAGAAGACUCACUGGCUGACACGGCCCUUCCCUUGCAACAUCUGCGGCAAGAUGUUCACGCAGCGGGGUACCAUGACACGGCACAUGCGCAGCCAUUUAGGGCUCAAGCCCUUUGCUUGCGAGGAAUGCGGGAUGCGCUUUACCCGGCAGUACCGACUGACAGAGCAUAUGCGUGUCCACUCAGGAGAAAAACCCUAUGAAUGUCAACUGUGUGGUGGGAAAUUCACCCAGCAGCGCAAUCUGAUCAGCCACCUGCGAAUGCAUACCUCUCCCACAUAAGCCAAAGACUCCAGAAUGAGCUUCGAGCCCAUCCGCAGUGAUUUACCUUUCUGUAAACUUGCUGCUUAAGAAGGCAACUCCCCUCCUUUGUUCGGUCAUGGGCAGCCUAAACAAAUGUAGCUUUAACAUUUUUUAUAAAAAGACAAAUGUAGGUCCACAGCGGAGCUGAUGCCAUUCACAAAUCAUUCCCCACCCCUUCCUUCCCACAUCUCAGUGGUGUGGCAAGAAAUGCCAUUUAUUUUUGUGGGUGUUGAUUUGGCCACUCUUCUUUUGAUCCCCACACCCAGGUAACAGGAGUGAGGCCUCCUGACUAUUGGAUGGUAAGUAGGAAUGGAGAGAGAAAUUAUAUUGCCCAAAGGGAGAUUGGAUCAAGUUGGGCUGUACCAACCCUUUAUUCACCUCUUGUUGGUACUCCUGUAGUGCUUUAUAGACAUUGAUCAAGUGUUAUUUCCUGCAUUAAUGAAAAGUGCAAGUGGAAUUUGUCAUCCACUGGCUACUCUGUGAGCUUUGCCUUUUGUGCUCGUGUUACAAUAUUAAUGUCACAACCAGACUCAAUAAGGGCAUUUCUUGCCACUCCUUAAAAAAAAAAAAUUUAAUGGACCAAGUGGCUACAAAGUGUUGGUUUUUCUGUGCCCAUGGCGGAAGCUGUGGACUGACUAUAACAGGGUUGGCAGCCCCUUUAGAUUCUGUGGGAAGCUGAGAUGAUGAAGGGGAGGUGUUAGCCUUCCUUAUGAGGUGGAGAUGGCUAAAGCAGUCUACCUAGGUGUGUACCUAGUAGUGUUUCGGAUGGCAACACAUUCUUUUUCCUUUUUGGGUUUAGUCUUUAACCUUGGCAUAUCUAGCCACAUGCCUCACCCCUCCUCUUCACCUCUGGAGCCUCACCCAUGACUGAACGGGGCUGUGGAUGCCCUGGGAAUUUCUUUCAGUGAGCAGGGGGGGUCGUCUUUACUUUUCUAGUAGUUUUAUAUUAAUAUUCUUUGCUUAGCGAUACUUGUUUUAUUAAAGGAAAAAAACAUUGUAAUGUUUAUGCCAGGGGUGGGGAACCUAAGGUCCGGGGGCCGGAUGCGGCCCCUGGCUUGCUUGGAUCUGGCCUCCAGGGCUCAGGGCUCUCCCCCAGCAUUGGGCAGCCUGUGCUGAUGCUCCAGCCCCCAAUGCCCCCUGCUGGGCUGGAGCACACAAAAUCUACUAGCCUGAGCCCCCCUAGGCUUUGCUGUGUGAUGGGAAUGUAGGGGGUGUCUUUCUGCUUCUCAGUCAGGGGGCCAUGUCAGUGAAGGCUUGUUUUGGGGGGGGGUUUGCUUCUCACUUGUGUGCAGCCCCUGACUGAUUUUGUGUGUGUGUGUCAGCAGCCCCCACCCCUGGUUUAUGUGAAUGUUUGAACUGGAAGGUCUGAGGUUAAUUUUGGGGGUGGGUGGGGUGGGGAAGGGGUUUGAUGUAGGCUGGACUUACUACAAGUUCCUUAGGUAUGUGUGUGUGUGUGUGUGUGUGUGUGUGUGUGUUUCCCUUUCCUCCCUCACUAAAGAGCGAGUCUGUUUGAACAGACCCAUUACCUUUGCUACCUCUUGAAUUCAUGCAAACAGUAAGAUGGUUAGUGAAAGAUUAGGUGUGUAUUUUUUUUCUUUAAUUUACCUUCUACUUUAUACAUUUACUUACAAUAAAACUCAAGGGAUUUUUUACCACCCCAUCCUUCCAUCAAAAGUCAGCUAGAAAACUGUUAAAACAAAGCGCAGCCAAAGACAAAAAUGUAUUAAGCCAGAAACCCCAGUGGAUAGAUGCUUAAAUGGUUCACUCAGCAAACUCUUUGGCUUUUUGUAGUCACUUUUAGAUAAAAGGAAGGAAACGUCUUAGAGCGUCUGGACCCUUUCCAGUUUUGUUUAUUGAUCCUGGAUGCUAUGGAAAAAAGGCCCCUUUGUCCUCCAUUUUCCCAGCACAUCUGGGUCAGUGUGUAAUCACCUGGCAGGGCAGAGGAUGAGGGGAAUAGCAGCCUAUAACCUACUAGAAACCAGAGUGCAAUAAGAUGGGGAGCGCGUCGGGGAGAACAAAAUGUUUCAUAUCCUCCCUUUCAGAAAAUUUCUCUCACACUCACACACCCCAAAAUGAAAAAAGCAACUAUGUUUUUUUUUUGUUUGUUUGUUUAUUUUUUGUAACAUCUACCUAAGACAUCACAGCCAACAGCUGCUGUUGGUUUAGGAGAGAAGACAGAGAAUUUAGCCUUCCAAUUCUUGGCCCUUUGACUUUGUUGGCAUGCCCUUGUGGAAAGCUAUGGCUUAUUUCAAGCCUCCCAUGACUGGUGGAGCGUGGUGGCAAAAAUUCACAGCCAGUAGAAUCAUCUUCUGAACUGAGUAAGGUUUACACACACCCCAACCAUCCUGGCUCAAAACCAUUGUCCUUUUUAUUCCUAGGGUUCACUGAACCCUGCAUGUCGUCUU
Pelodiscus sinensis (Chinese soft-shelled turtle) is the source of this 4849-nucleotide messenger RNA. The record is from RefSeq and is a predicted model, not a curated record. NCBI's taxonomy places the organism in Eukaryota, Metazoa, Chordata, Testudines, Trionychidae.